CUUCGUGCAGCAGGGGAGUUAAACAUUGCGGGAAACGUGCGCACUGUGCCCUCUGUGACCAUGCAGGACACACCCGCUCUGCCCUGAGGAUCACGGGAACAUGGUUUGAGAUCGGAGCGAGCAGUUCGGACACAGAUGAGCAUGAGGAGGUUUUUCCGAGCUCAAAGGGACGAGGACUGCAGUCAGAUCCAGUAUCUGACGGCCAAGUGCACCCGUCUGGCUCACGACAAAGUGUUGGACAGAGAGUUCCUGGUGUCCAAAGACAGGGAGAGGAAGCUGCAGAAUGAUCUGGAAGCCGCGACCGCUCGCCUCCUCCAGCAGGAGCAGCAGAACAUGGAGCUCAGGAUGAACCAGGACCAGCUCAUCAGCAGGAUCCGCCAGCAGCAGGACCUGGUGGACCUGCUGCAGCAACGGGUGGUGCUGCUGGCGGAGGAGAGCUCCCGGGACGUGGAGCUGCUUCGGCAGGUCGGCACAGAGCUGCUGUGUCUGCAGAGCUCCGAGGUGAAGCUGGAGGGCCUGGUGGAGGAGCUGCAUGCCGAGGCCCAGCACCGAGCCGCAGUGGCAGAAGGCCUCCAGGCAGAGCUGCAAGAUGAGGCCCAGCGCAGAGCUGCACUGACGGAGAGCCUCCACGAAGAGCUGCACAGUAAAACAGCUGAGCUGGAAGAGUUACAGGACAUCAACAAAACCCUGAGAAAGGAGCUGAAGAAUCUCCGAAGAGCUCAUCAGGAGGAGGUGAGGGAACUGCAGCGGGAGAACGAGGGCAGUCUGAGGAAACUGCAGGACACGGCAGAGCAGUUUGAGUGGCUCUGUCAGCAGCAGCGCUACUGGAUGUGUUGUGUAAAGAGGUUCAAGGACUGCCUGGUGGAAGAGAGGGAGAUUUUCCUGCGACAGGUCAACAUGCUGGAACAGAAGGCUGAGAAGCUCAAGAAGAGUUCACGUGACGGCAGUUCAACACAGAGCCUCGUCUGCCCUCUAAAGGACACAGAGAGCUGCAUCAGUAUAACAUCGUGGGAUGCGGAUGCAGUGACUGAUCUGGAGUCUCAAGUGGAGAACUCAAACAUGCUGUACGAAGAGCUCUUUAACCAGGCGGGGAGCCCUAUCAACGGACACCAAAAACCUCCAUGAGGACAGAAGCCUGGAGCCUGAAAUCGUCUUUACCUUCUCUUCCCACCUUCUGCAAACCAGAGGAUAACUACUAGAUGUUUGUGUGUGUGGUUAGCUUGCCUCCCAGUCAUUGUUUUAAAAAGCCAAAAAGUCUUGGAAAAACAAACCUGUGAAACCAUGCAUUCAUUGUUUUUCUUCCACUAUUGUUCACAAUGAUAGACGACUGAAUUAAAACAUAAACAUACAAUGCGCCGCUGUCCUGCCUUUCGCUGUCACACGUGCGCAUCACAUGUGAA
Messenger RNA from Stegastes partitus (bicolor damselfish), 1400 nucleotides. RefSeq names its product hyaluronan-mediated motility receptor. The record is from RefSeq and is a predicted model, not a curated record. The transcript is spliced from 8 exons. Lineage: Eukaryota; Metazoa; Chordata; Actinopteri; Pomacentridae. Bases 136 to 1125 code for a protein of 329 amino acids.